This is a messenger RNA of Osmia bicornis bicornis, 2763 nucleotides long. It is a transcript of the gene Atg4a, whose product is annotated as cysteine protease ATG4B. Bases 610 to 1770 code for a protein of 386 amino acids. Gene Ontology annotation, molecular function: protein-phosphatidylethanolamide deconjugating activity. The record is from RefSeq and is a predicted model, not a curated record. Lineage: Eukaryota; Metazoa; Arthropoda; Insecta; Hymenoptera; Megachilidae. The transcript is spliced from 9 exons.
CCCUACUAAAAAAUGUAAAAUAUAGGGUAUCAAUAUGUGCUGAAUUUGACAUAGGAAGACAUUUAACGGGUCAUCUUUUUUUAAAUAAAUUGUUUUUAGUCGAAAUAACAUACAUUUUAUACGUAUUAUUUAUGAAUGUGCUACUUAAGUAUUGCGAUUCAUAAGAAUUCACGCUUUCCUCGAUCAUUGCGCUAUCUUCAAGAUUCAUAUUAAUCAGCUGUGUUGCUAUUAUCAUGAUAUUGUUAAUAUUCUUGUAGAGUGAAAUAACAACACUGUAUUCGUCGUUUAUAAAAAUAAUGAAAUCUUUGCUCUACGAGCAAUGACCAAUGCUAUUCUUCCAAGUCGAAGGUGGUCGGUAUUUUGGUAUUGUAUACAUCAAGGAUCAUUAUUCAUUUCUUUGUUUUCUUCCUUUUUUUUUGUACAUGUACAUUUAUGUAUAAAAGCUUAAUCUUACUCCAACCACUGUUUUUUCUUAUAUACAUACGUAAAUAUAUAUAUCGAAAGGACUGUACUUUCUUUUUUUUAUAUUUAUAGCACAACAAAACAAUUCAUCUUUAUGAUAUAUUGAAGGACUUGAAACAACAUAUAUAGAUAGUAUUUAGAAAAUCUAUGAAAAUGGAUAGCCUUUUCACACAGAAUAUUUCAGACGAACCAGAGGAUAUACCGCAAACAGAUGAACCAGUUUGGAUUCUUGGAAAAAAAUACAGUGCCAUAAAAGAACUCGACGCAAUUCGUAGGGAUAUAAGGUCCAAAUUGUGGUUUACUUAUCGUAAGGGUUUUGUACCAAUCGGUGGUUACACGUCCACAUUUACAUCUGAUAAAGGUUGGGGCUGUAUGUUAAGAUGCGGACAGAUGGUCCUUGGACAUGCUUUAAUUAUAUUACAUUUAGGUAAAGAUUGGCAAUGGACACCAGAAACUAGAAAUAGUACGUACCUGAAAAUUUUGGAACGUUUUGAAGACAGAAGAACUGCCCCUUUUUCUAUUCAUCAAAUUGCAUCAAUGGGAGCUUCGGAAGGGAAAGAAGUUGGACAAUGGUUUGGUCCUAAUACGAUAGCACAAGUGUUAAAAAAAUUAGUUAUAUACGAUGAAUGGAGUUCAAUCACAAUACACGUUGCUCUGGACAAUACAUUAAUAGUUAAUGAUAUUUUAAGGCAAUGUAGAGUAGAAGGAGGUACAACAGCAGAAGCAGAUGGUAAUAUACCAUUAAAAGCACCUAGCCAAUGGAAGCCUUUAUUACUUUUAAUACCUCUUCGUCUUGGAUUAAGCGAAAUUAAUCCUAUCUACAUUAAUGGGCUUAAAACUUCGUUCAAAAUCCCACAAUCUCUAGGAGUGAUAGGAGGAAAACCCAAUCUCGCGUUAUAUUUCAUAGGAUGCGUUGGAAAUGAAGUAAUCUACUUGGAUCCUCAUACAACGCAAAGAUCAGGUAGUGUUGAUAAAAAAGUGGAAGAAGAUGAGAUCGAAAUGGAUGCUACUUAUCAUUGUAAAUUUGCUAGUCGUAUUCCUAUUACAGGAAUGGAUCCCUCUGUAGCACUUUGUUUCUUCUGUGCAACUGAAAAAGACUUCAAAACUUUAUGUAAAAUUAUUCAAGAAGAAUUGAUAACUCCUGAAAAGCAACCUUUGCUUGAAUUAUGUGCAGAAAGACUGGCACAUUGGUCACCAGCCGAAGAUGUUGCUGCAUCAGAAGCAAUAGCAGCUCCAAGUUUUGUAGAUUUCGAACACAUUGAUCCACAGUAUGAUACAUCUGAUGAAGAUUUUGAAUUAUUAGGUUGACAUUUAAUCAUUAAUUAACAACAGUCUGCGAUAUAAAUAAUAUGUACAUAAUAUCGAGAAUGGUCCAUUCGUACAUAAAAUACAAUUAUUCAUUCAAUAUAUACAUAUAUAUUUUAUAUUAUACAUUUAUAAAAUAUACAUGUGUAUAUACAAAUUUGACUUAAACUAGUACUAUUUCAGUACUAGCAGUUGAAUAAUAAAAUAAUUUAUACCAAAUAAUUCAAAUAUUGUAUAUAUUACUUAUAUUUAAAUUUUUUGGACAUGAGUGAUCUAUGUGUUAUACAUAUAUGUUGUUAAUUCAGUAUCCAUAUACUUUUAAUCUGAAUGACCAUAAAAAUAGUCAAAAACUUUAAAGUUCAAGCUAUAAGGAAAUAUUAGCUUUUAUAUGUAUUUGUAUACAUAUAAUGCAGUAUAUCUUUAUUUUUGUAUAUUAAUUAAAUUAAUAUAAACGUAAUAUUUAUGCAUUUACAGGUAGUUAGAUAUUUAUAUUGUUGUUUAUCAUUUACUGAUGGCAAAAUAAGUUGAAAAUCAAGAUUACUCGCGUCCUUAAAAUGCCUUUGCCUUGUGUAAUGAAUAACAUGUAUGAAAAUUUUAAUAUGCAGCGAUACAUAUAAUUUCUACUGUGUUAAGAUAAUAGGAUUAAAUUCAAGAGUGUAAAAAUUUAAAUUAACUUUCAUAUGCUAUGUAAUUUAAAACGCGACGGUUAUUUGCGACAUUAUAAUAUUUGCACGUUUUAAAUAUUAAUGCCUACAAUUAAAGCGAACGUUAUCAUUAAAAAAGUAUAGUUUUGAUAUUAGUUUAUGCAGUGUACUGAUUACAUUAAUAAUGAUCUAAAAUUAUAGAACUAAUUAAAUUAAUAAUAUAAAUACUCACAAAAUAAUAUUUGUAAAAGUUGCAGAGAAUUAAUAGCUAAAAUUAUAUUAUGAAAUAUUUAACAAUGAAGAAAAGCUUUUGAGUGUUACGGUAUUAAAUAUAAGUUGAAUUUACAUUCAA